Messenger RNA from Cicer arietinum (chickpea), 1391 nucleotides. Its product is annotated as 2-hydroxyisoflavanone dehydratase-like. The record is from RefSeq and is a predicted model, not a curated record. Gene Ontology annotation, molecular function: hydrolase activity. NCBI's taxonomy places the organism in Eukaryota, Viridiplantae, Streptophyta, Magnoliopsida, Fabales, Fabaceae.
UUGAUUGGAGAGAAUAGUUAGGUUUUGACAAAAGGAAGUGACCGUUGGUUUAAUGGUGAGCUAAACGUAACUUCCGAAGACAAAAUUAGCCUUAACCUUACGUUGUCAUUAGACACACCGAUUCAACCGCUAUCUCCUCUUUCACUCUCUCUUUAUAAAACACAACAAAUCAUCCUCUUACAUCACAUCACCUUUUCAUUCAAUUCAAAUCCUAAAUACUACAGUACACACUAUGGAUCCAAAUUCCAACGAAAUCGUUCGCGAAUUCCCCAACCUUUUCCGUCUCUACAAAGACGGUCGCGUCGAACGCCUUCUCGGCAUUGAAACCACCCCUGCUGGCACCGACCCAUUAACCGGCGUUCAAUCCAAAGACAUUACUAUCAACUCUGAAACUGGCCUUGCUGCUCGUCUCUACCUCCCACCAAACGCCACUACCACCCAAAAACUCCCUCUCCUCGUUUACAUCCAUGGAGGCGCUUUCUGUGUCUGCUCUCCCUACAACACUGGUUACCACCAUCACCUCAACACUGUUUCUGCACAAGCAAACAUCGUCGUUUUCUCCAUUCAUUACAGGUUAGCACCCGAACACCCUCUCCCCGUUGCUUACGAUGACACGUGGGAAGCCAUUCAAUGGAUCUCUAAAGCUACCGACCCUUGGCUCGCAGACCACGCCGAUCUCAACAUUGUUUUCUUUGCCGGAGACAGCGCUGGAGGUAACCUCUCACAUAACAUGGCCAUGCGAGGUGCAACGGAGGGGUUUGGAUCGUUGAAACUUCAAGGGAUAGUGUUGCUUCAUCCUUUCUUUGGAAACGAGGAGAAAGACGAGCUUUUGGAGUUUUUGUACCCUAGUUAUGGCGGACUUAAUGACCCCAAAAUACACGCUGCGAAUGAUCCAAAUCUUUCGAGUUUGGGUUGUGGUAAAGUGUUGGUGUUUGUGGCAGGGAAAGAUUUUCUUAGGGAGAGAGGAAGGACUUAUUAUGAUGCAUUGAAGAAGAGCGGGUGGAGUGGAGCGGUGGAGAUGGUGGAGACUGAAGGUGAAGGACACGUGUUUCAUUUGUUUGAUCCCACUAAGGAGAAAUCCGUAGCUCUUGUUCAACAGUUUAUCUCAUUCAUCACACAAACUGCCAAAGAUGUUAACUCUGCAUCUUCCUAAAUUAUAUCCUAUGCAUAUUUUGCAUCACUCUUGCAAAAUAACCUAUAUACAUACAAACCUAUACUAAAUAAAUUGGGUGAUUGGGAACUAAACCCUUUAGAAUCAUUUUUAUAGUUUUCUUAGCUAACUACUACAAAAUGUUUUCUUUUGGGUUAUUGUUGUAACUCUGAAAACUAGAGUCCAUGUGUUGACUUCUUCAUAUCCAUGUGGACGGAAUAAAUCCAUUUUCUUUUCAAUU